Molecule: messenger RNA, 1137 nt
Organism: Nelumbo nucifera (sacred lotus)
Lineage: Eukaryota; Viridiplantae; Streptophyta; Magnoliopsida; Proteales; Nelumbonaceae
Product: 14-3-3-like protein G-BOX factor 14 kappa
Source: RefSeq, a predicted model, not a curated record
AAAAGUACCAAACGGAUUCAACGGGUUCAGAGUUGUGACAAGAACAUAAAAGGCAGUCAAUCACUCCAGUAAUUGGUAAUAUAAGCUCUUCAAAGCUCAAAUCAAAGCACAUAACCAGUGGAAAUUUUCUCUGUUUCUGUUGAUUUCUUUGAAAUUCUUCUCUUAGUUUCGUCCCCAAUGGCGUGCGAUAAUCUAAGCAGAGAGCAAUAUGUUUACCUGGCCAAGCUCGCCGAGCAGGCCGAGCGAUACGAAGAGAUGGUGAGCUACAUGGAGAAACUCGUAGUUGGAUCCUCUUCGGUUGGUGAGCUUACGGUCGAGGAGCGAAAUCUCCUCUCUGUCGCUUACAAGAACGUGAUAGGAUCUUUGCGUGCCGCCUGGCGGAUCGUCUCUUCCAUCGAGCAGAAGGAAGAAGGGCGCAAGAACGAAGAACAUGUGGCGCUUGUCAAAGAUUACAGAUCGAAGGUGGAAUCGGAGCUGUCUGCUGUCUGCGCUGGUAUACUGAAACUCAUGGAUGCACACCUUAUUCCAUCGGCCUCCGCCAGCGAGUCCAGGGUGUUCUAUCUCAAGAUGAAGGGGGAUUAUCACCGGUACCUCGCUGAAUUCAAGGUCGGAGCCGAGCGUAAGGAAGCGGCAGAAGAUACCAUGCUUGCUUACAAGGCUGCUCAGGAUAUUGCGCUUGCUGAUCUUGCCCCCACGCAUCCUAUAAGAUUGGGGCUGGCGCUCAACUUCUCUGUGUUUUACUAUGAAAUACUCAAUUCGUCUGAGAAAGCUUGCAGCAUGGCAAAACAGGCUUUCGAGGAAGCUAUCGCUGAGCUAGACACGUUAGGCGAGGAGUCGUACAAGGACAGCACUCUCAUCAUGCAGCUCCUAAGGGACAAUCUCACCCUUUGGACUUCAGACGCGCAGGAACAAUUAGACGAAGCAUAGAAGAUGUUACAGGCUGGCUGGCGGGUGCAGGUCAUUCUUCUCCUCGAGGGAGGUGGGCGUGAAUGUCAUUUUCUAUGUAAUCUGGCAUAUACGACUGAUUAAUGUGUUGUCUUCACCCUACGAAGAACAACCCAUGUAGUUUCUCUAAUAUUCGAACUAAACAAUGCUUUCAAAAUUUAAAGGAUGGUUCAGAUAGGUAGUCCCUUGACA